Messenger RNA from Meriones unguiculatus (Mongolian gerbil), 1892 nucleotides. It is a transcript of the gene Trmo, whose product is annotated as tRNA methyltransferase O. The transcript has 7 exons. Lineage: Eukaryota; Metazoa; Chordata; Mammalia; Rodentia; Muridae. The record is from RefSeq and is a predicted model, not a curated record. Bases 281 to 1435 code for a protein of 384 amino acids.
CAGGAAGCUGCGCAGGGCGCAGGGAGGAUUCGGAGGACUGUAACCAUGCGCGGCUUGGAGAAGCACGGUUCCCGUGCCGCAGCGGCCCCGUGUGGUUGCGCUCAGCCCGCCCUGGAGACAGUUUUCUCCCAUAGGGAAUCUUUUAACUGAGCCAAUAGGCUAUUUGGAAUCAUGUUUCUCAGCCAAGAUUGGUACGCCAAGGCAGCCAUCCAUUUGUAGUAACUCCAGAGCCUGUUUGAAGAUCAGAAAGAGCAUCUUUAAUAACCCUGAGCAUUCCUUGAUGGGCCUAGAACAGUUUUCCCAUGUUUGGGUUUUGUUUGUUUUUCAUAAAAAUGGCCAUUUGAACUACAAGGCAAAAGUGCAGCCCCCCAGGCUGAACGGGGCAAAGACUGGAGUGUUCUCUACAAGGAGCCCACAUCGCCCUAAUGCAAUCGGACUGACGCUGGCCAAGCUGGAGAAGGUGGAAGGUGGGGCUGUAUACCUCUCUGGAAUCGACAUGAUAAACGGCACACCUGUGCUAGACAUAAAGCCCUACAUCGCUGACUAUGACUCACCACAGAACCUGGAGCCUUUGGAGGACUUCAGUGUCCACAAUAACCACCAGAGGCCAAGGGCUGAAUCCCAGUCCGAUGGCACAACUGACAGUCAUGACCAGCGGCUGCUCUCAGAGAAAACACAGCCCUGCUGUAGUGCUGAGGAAAAACCAAAAGGCCUUGAAGACAGAACCUCACAGGAAAACUCACAGAAGUCCAAAGAUAAUGCAGAAACCCAGCACACUUCACCAGCGGACAGAGAGAGGACAGUGGAUUUGACACUGGAAUCAAGCAGAGGGGUCAGCACGGGUCUGGUGGGAGAGCAGCUUGGCCCACAGGAUCUGAAGGGCUUUCUGGAAGAAGACACAGCUAGGCCAAGGAAUGUGGAAGGUGCCUUGGUCCUGCAGGGGCACAGUGCAGAGACACAGUGGGAUGCUUCUUGCCAUGCCAGGACAGCUGACAGAGCACCCUGCAGCGUCGUGCCCAGCUGGGUGAAGGAGGCCCCCGUAGCCCCUUUACGAGUGCGCUUUACUCCUCAUGCAGAGAUGGACCUGAGGACGCUCAGUUCAGGAGACGCUGGUCAGAUGUCAUUCAAAUACUUUCGGUCCACAGAGGAAGCGAAAUGUGCCAUUGAGGCUGUGCUGUCUGCUGAUCCUCGGUCUGUGUACCGCCGGAAGCUCUGUCAGGACCGCCUUUUCUUCUUCACUGUAGACAUAGCACAUGUCACAUGCUGGUUUGGUGAUGGCUUUGCAGAGGUUCUGAGGGUUAAACUGGCUUCCCAGCCUGUUCAGAUCUCAGAGCUGAUUGAUCAAGGUUUGGAAAGGACCCCACAGCCUGUGCAAACUUGCCCAGCCAUUGUGGCUGAUGACAUUCCACUCCUGCGCCAGACUGGGUGCUUAUAAAAAAGGACUUGCAUUUCCUGCCGUGUCACCUGUGAAUCACGGAGCCCAAACUGACAUUGCACAUGAUGGGCUGUGGACCUUUAUCAUGCUUGAGUAGUAACUGGAGCUGAAGCCUUGUCCCUGGGGUGGCCAGCUGUUUCCUGCUUUCCCAGAUCUUCAGGCACAGCCGUGUUCCUCAGAGGAAUAGAGGGCUUCCUGCCGCAUGGUGCUGCUGGCCGAGGUCCGAGCCAACAGCAUUCCUUGGUCCAGAAUGGCCAGAGCUGUUCAUCCUGUCUGGACCAAGAUGCUCCUGCUCAUCGCCAUCUACUGGUCCACUGUGUCCUUGUGCUGCAGAGCACUCAACUUACCACGUGACUGCAGAGGUUGCUCUCAGGAAGUCCCUAAGGCUGACUCUGGCCCACUGUCUGAUAGGAGCCCUUUGGAGUCGUCAGCAAUAAAAACCCACUUUGGAAACCAA